UCCUGUAAUGCGGAGGGACAGGCGAGGAGCGCGCGUCUGUGCGAGUAGAACCAUUGCCACAAGGCAAAAAGCCAGACGUGACGGGUAAAAGCUGAUAGAGCAGUGUUUGUGGAAGUAAGAAAACGGAGAAAGACAAAUACAACAAAGUUGCGCAUAAGAGCACAAUUUGCACAUAUUGAAUGGGCACGCUUUAGCCAUUAGCCACCUGAGUUGUCAUUCACAAAAGGAUGAAAGUACACAAAUAAGUAUUCUGGGAAAACCGAUUGAAAUAAAACUUAAUGAUUUUUAUACGUGCGAAUUGUGUUUGAAUUCGUCGAAAUUUUCAAUAUACCCGACGCUUAUCACAGCAAAUUACCGCCGGUAUUAUUGCGCAGCUUACUGCAGUUCAAUGUACGCUAAUUGAAUUACGCAUUGCUUUGCCGCCGACAAAAGUCAAGCCAAGGCAGGCAUUCCUAUGGUUUCUUUGCCAGAUCUGUGUUCAUGAGUAUCAUCGCAUAUUUUGUUGGCUAAGUGUUGCUAGGGCUAACGACAUAAUAACAGCGACCAUCAAAGGAGGCUCCUGUGCACUGCCAUUGAGUCUCAUCAAUUAUUCGUUAAGGAAUAUUUAAAUAGAAGUUAAACAGGAAAUAAAAUGGAAUUUAUUUUCGAUUGCUUCUUCGAAAAUACUUUCGAGAAAAUCACACGCAAUGGCCUACAGGAUCGCUCUUCACGUCGUGACGUUUUGGACCACUUGAAUGCUGUUAUUGGUGGUUGUAGUGAUGGACAAAAUAUGAACACUGAGGAGGUAGCGCGGUUUGCUGUAUUGGCCGCAGUGAGGUAUCAUCGUGAGAAAAAAAGUGGCAAUGGAAAUGUCUGUCUUAUGGGCAAAUUCCACAAUAUACUUUACAUUGCGUUGCGCACAUGCUGGGAUUGGGGUGUACGAGAUUCGACUGUUGUGGUUUUACUGCUUGAGGAAAUCUAUUCAUGUGAGAAAACUUUUGAACGCAUCUUCUUGGGCGCUUUAUUCGGGCCACAUGCACCGCACUUUAUAGCCGGCUGGCGUAGUGACUUUCGUGAUCAGGAUGAAAAUACACGCGCCAUGGUCUAUUUUUUGCAUCAUGCAACAUCACUCAGUAUGCAGCUGCCAGUGUGGAUUGCACGCUUUGAGCAGGAACGUAUGGUUAAAUUCAUUGACAUUCCAAUCGAGUCGUGCGGCCGCUCAUCACCAUUACGUGUUGCCUUACAGGCGAGUGCGCCCGACCUGUUACUAAUUUUAUUAAGAUAUGGCGCCCAUCCCAAUCCGCCAGAUGGUGGCGCCUCCGUCGUUCACGCUUUGCUCGAGAAACUCAUUGAGAACGGACGUAAUUACGUUUUACAAAAUGUGUCAUGCUUGCAAAUUUUACUACGCAACAUACCAAUGAUUGAAAUGCCAUACAAGCCAAUUAUCUACAGUGCCCGCCGGGAGCUGUUUUUCGAGAAAUAUGGCCGCCUUUUAAUUGAUCGUAUCAUCACCAAGGAGCAGGUGUACGGCGUCGUCUCCUUGCGGCAUUUGUGUCGAUGCCUCAUACGUGACUUGCUGCGCCAAAACUGCGAACUCCCCAACGGAAUCGAUACACUCCGACUACCGCGACGCCUGCAGCGUUAUAUUGACUUGAUGGAAGAGCUAGAAGGACCACAGAAAGAGGACGAUGCUGAAAAUAAUGCGGCAUUGGAAAAGCUACAACUCAGCGGCGGUGCAGUGAGCGGUGCCAAAAAGCGAGUACAUUUUGCUGAAUCCAGGGAUGAUGACCAGUCGUCGGUGGAUGUGGAAAUGGGCGUAGAUGUCAUAGAAAGUCUGUUGUUGGAAUCAAAUCGGCCAAAUGAACACCAAGUAAUAAUGGUGGGCGAUUUGGCGACAGUGUUUGAAGAGGAAUCGGUGGAGAUUGCAGAAGUGCAAUUAGAGGCAGAAAAUCGAAAUGGUUUAGUGGUUGUGGUGCAGAAGCCAUUAGCAGAGGACAUUAUCAGUCCGAUGCAGGUGCAGUUGACUGCCAAAACUAGUGCCAGUAGUAAUAGUGACAGCUGCGAUGAUGAAACGAUGCUGCAGUGCAGUAGCAACAGUAACAAUAGCAGCAAUAACAAGAACGAAAAUUGUGAUACUGAAACUGAGGUCGACGAUUGCAUUGAGCGCCAGUUAAGCUAGCCGUCAUCGCCUCAACUACAUAUAUGAAGUAAGUAUAAAGUAGUGAGUUACAUAAACUGGUAUAAAUGUAGCUCUACAUAUAAGCAAUUACACUGCUAUCAAAUGAACAACAGCGGUUAGAAACAAAACUGGAAAGUUUUUGUCAGACUCAGCAGCUAUGAGUGAAUUGCCUUUUGCGUGCUUACAAUUUUCAAUUUCAAAAAAAAAAAAAAAAACUGAAAAAAGUGGAAAGGGUUGCCUUCAUGUAUUCAUCCGAUGUAGUUUACGAAUUCAUGACUACCAGUUAAAAAAAAAUAUAAAA
Messenger RNA from Anastrepha ludens (Mexican fruit fly), 2459 nucleotides. RefSeq lists its product as uncharacterized. The record is from RefSeq and is a predicted model, not a curated record. The transcript has 10 exons. Lineage: Eukaryota; Metazoa; Arthropoda; Insecta; Diptera; Tephritidae. Gene Ontology annotation, biological process: intracellular signal transduction. Bases 632 to 2158 code for a protein of 508 amino acids.